GCGCAUGAUCAGAACCGGAGAGUUGGCUGGAAAAUUGCGAAUUUUCUCUGGGAACAGAAAAUAUCUCGGCAGUCUCUCCCGCAUAUUGCAAAUAAUCGCACUCGCAAUCGAUUGUCUGGUGUGUCGAGGGCACUUUUCCCACAGAGAUUUCACCACAAGUUGCGCCAAAUUCUCAGUCUUUUCGGGACAUAAAGUGCGCUAAAAUGUACUCCAAGUGCCACUAUUGAAGGCAUAAAGUGAGUGAUAGUGCGGGAAGUGUAGUUUGUGUGACGUUGCAAAUUAGAUGUGAAUGAGGAAAUAGAGAGGCUUUGGGUGUCAAGGCAAAAGCUUAAAAUAUCCAGAGAAGUUUUCAUGGAAAAGUCAUGGAAAAAUCCACAGCAUGUUGAGUGCCGUUGAGCGGCUUCAUUGUGCCUAAGGAGGGUUUAUCAGCUUCAAUCAUUCCGGCGAAGGACUUUGACGACACCAUGGAUGACGACACAGAGGACAAGGAUGACUCCAAGAGGAAAUCGAGGAAUUUGAGUGAGAAAAAGCGACGCGAUCAGUUCAAUUUGCUGGUCAAUGAACUGAGUUCAAUGGUGUCGGCGAACAACAGGAAGAUGGACAAGUCCACGGUGCUCAAGUCCACCAUCGCCUUCCUAAAGAAUCACAACGAGAUUGCCCUGAGAUCCCGCACACAUGAGAUUCAGGAGGAUUGGAAGCCGUCAUUUCUCUCAAACGAAGAGUUCACACACCUGAUACUUGAGGCGUUGGAUGGUUUCAUCAUGGUCUUCUCCUCCACCGGGAGAAUUUUCUAUGCUUCCGAAAGUAUUACCUCACUUCUUGGACACUUGCCGAGCGAUCUUCUUAACAUGACGAUCUACGACUUGGCCUAUGAAGAAGAUCACUCAGAACUCUACAAUGUCCUUCUGAAUCCAGCGGCAAUCACGGAUCCUCUGCAGAACAACCUAACAAGAGAGAAUCAAAUCCUCUUCUCGUGCCAUUUAAAGAGAGGCGCAGGCGGAAAUGAUUUCCGCGAUGGGAUGACCUACGAACUAGUGCAAUUUGUUGGAUACUUCAGAACUGAUGUGGACAUUGAGAAUAUGCUCCCAAACACGCGGAACUGUAUUUAUCCAUCCGAUGCGGACACAAGGCUGAUCUUUGUGGGCACAGGUCGACUUCAGACGCCACAGCUCAUCCGAGAAAUGUCGAUAGUCGACUCCACAAAAAGUGAAUUCACAUCCCGCCACAGUCUCGAGUGGAAGUUCCUCUUCCUGGACCACAGAGCGCCACCGAUCAUUGGGUAUCUGCCCUUCGAGGUCCUGGGCACUUCCGGCUAUGAUUACUAUCACUUUGACGACCUCGAGAAAGUCAUUACUUGCCACGAAGCUCUGAUGCAGAAAGGCGAAGGAACAUCCUGCUACUAUCGCUUCCUCACGAAAGGCCAGCAGUGGAUUUGGCUACAGACGCGAUUCUACAUUACUUACCAUCAGUGGAAUUCGAAGCCUGAAUUUGUGGUUUGCACGCACCGGGUUGUGAGCUAUGCCGACGUGAUGAAGCAGUCCAGGAACGGUGGGAUGACUGACACCGUGGAGAAGGAACUGGACGAAACGGAUGCAGCGACUGAUAGGCAAAUGCCAACAACGGCAAACUCCCCGUGGAGCUCCAAGAGUUCUCGAAUGUCUCGAUUUGCUGUGACGCCGGGAUCGCCGAGUGUGAAGAGCAGACAGAGAUAUCACACUUACCAUGGAACAGGCUCUGACUCAUCCGUCUCAGCCGAAUCUCACACGAGCAGGCAGUCCCUGAUCACUCAGUACAGUUCUCGCUCCAGGAUGAGACAGAAAGUGAAUCAUCAAAACCCACCGCAACAGAUGCAUCAAGUUCCGGCAGCAACGAGUCAGAGACAAUGUCAAGCGCCUCAAAUUAUGGGACCCACUUUUCUAGAGCCUCCUCAGUAUCUCACGGCGAUUCCUGUUCAGCCUGUCUUGGCACCGGCGCCUUUUACAGCUGCAGCGACAGUUAUUUCACCACUGCAGCCCACUGAACUCAUUCACAGUGGUGUCGUAAUGACUCCGGCACAGAGUCAGAUCCAGGAUCAAUUGCAGAGGAAACACGAGGAGUUGCAGCAUCUCAUAGUGCAGCAGCAAGAGGAGCUGCGGAGGGUUUCUGAGCAGCUUCUGAUGGCUCGAUACGGUCUUUUGCCGGUGAACGUGUCUCUCCCGCCCACCAGUCAGGCCACCACCACAACUCGCCAAUCCAUCAACAGCACAGUAACUCAUUUGUCACAGAAUCCCCUCAUGAUAGAGGGAGAUCCGGAAGGAUCUGGAAUGGGAGUUCAGACGUCAGGCGAGAUGGUUUCCUACAUGCAACUAAAUCCAGUUCCCACAUCCAAUUUGCAACAUCAGAACCCGAAUCAAAGAGCGGCCGAGAUGGAUGUUCUGCCCUAUCAAUUGGGACAUCAAGAUCAGGGCCAGAUGAUGUUCGAUCCUACAAACCUACGAUCUCCGUCAUCUGAGCCGCACAGUCAGUGAGGAGAGGAUGCAGAAAAAAGAUGGAAAAAUUGAAUUGCUGUGACAUGGCAGAGGAAAAUACGCCAAAAGGUUAUCGCAUUGGAGUGCGGCAAGUGUGCGACAAACACUCUAAAUUAAUAGAUUCUGUGUAUCUCUUCCCAAAUACUACACUCCACAUCAUAUUUACAGUGACGCGCGAUGUUUUCUACAAUACAUACAACUCUCUUUUGACGAACAGGGUAUACAACGCUGUGAGAAAUACAUUUUAAGUGUGACAA
This is a messenger RNA of Phlebotomus argentipes, 2764 nucleotides long. RefSeq names its product circadian locomoter output cycles protein kaput (gene Clk). NCBI's taxonomy places the organism in Eukaryota, Metazoa, Arthropoda, Insecta, Diptera, Psychodidae. Gene Ontology annotation, cellular component: CLOCK-BMAL transcription complex; nucleus; cytoplasm. The coding region runs from base 465 to 2507 and encodes 680 amino acids. The record is from RefSeq and is a predicted model, not a curated record. Gene Ontology annotation, biological process: regulation of transcription by RNA polymerase II; circadian regulation of gene expression. The transcript has 8 exons. Gene Ontology annotation, molecular function: RNA polymerase II cis-regulatory region sequence-specific DNA binding; protein dimerization activity; DNA-binding transcription factor activity, RNA polymerase II-specific.